This is a messenger RNA of Lineus longissimus, 5392 nucleotides long. RefSeq names its product protein Tob1-like. Gene Ontology annotation, cellular component: cytoplasm; nucleus. Lineage: Eukaryota; Metazoa; Nemertea; Pilidiophora; Heteronemertea; Lineidae. Gene Ontology annotation, molecular function: transcription corepressor activity. The record is from RefSeq and is a predicted model, not a curated record. The transcript has 2 exons. Gene Ontology annotation, biological process: regulation of gene expression. The coding region runs from base 230 to 1273 and encodes 347 amino acids.
UGCUUGCAUUGAAAGAAGCACAACUGGCUAAACACACAUUCACAAGAGAGAUUUUAUAUUUUUAUACUAUAAUUUUCUAGUUUUGUACCGGAGGAGAAACGGAUUCUUUAUUCGGACGAACAUCUAAAGACUGUCUUCGACACUGAACCAGGUCACAACCGAAUAGCCAAAGGGUGCAGGCAUCACCAGAACCAUAUCUCAAAAGACAGAUUGUGAUAUACACGCAACAAUGCACGUGGAAGUAUCAGUUGCACUGAACUUUGUGAUUUCGUAUCUUUACAACAAAAUGCCCCGUCGGCGGGUGGACAUGUUCGCAGAGGAACUAGAGAAAGGCCUUAAGCGAAGGUUCGAGGGACACUGGUACCCUGAUAAGCCGUUAAAGGGUACGGCGUUCAGGUGCAUCAAGGUUAGUGGUGAUAAAGCGGACCCUGUGAUAGCCGAGGCUGCGAGGCAGUGCGGAUUGGAUAUCAACGAAAUCUACCAAUACAUCCCUGACGAGCUCACCAUCUGGAUUGACCCCAAUGAAGUUAGCUACAGAAUCGGCGAGAAAGGCAUCGUCAAGAUUCUCUACUCUGACAAACGAGCUGAUGACCUCAUCGACCAUCUUGACCGGGAGAUCCAGGCGGCUAGCCGUGGCUUCAACCCUGAGGCUCAAUGCUUCAGACCUAUCGACUCGCUCUCAUCAUCUUUGAGUCACCUCAGUCUCUCACCAUCUUCUCCGAAUCCUUCGAAUGGCUGGACGUCUCCAUCUGGAUCGUUCACGUCACAAAGCCCUGUGAAUGCCAACACAAACGCAAAUGCUGUUUACCUUCCCAAGUCGAACUCGACGCCUAAUUUCACAGCUGCUACGUUUGCUCAGACCAAGUUCGGGUCGACCAAGCUGAAGACCAUGAUCAAGAGGCCUUCUCGUCUGUCACCAACUGAGGUGGGUGCUUAUGUCAGCAAACAGCAACGCGUCAAUGGGGUCGCGGUCCAGGCCCAGAACCGACCACGGUCACUCUCUCCGCGUCAUCCAAGACAUAGCUACUUUGACCAGUCACAGAUGCUGUUUCCUGGUCAACAGCCUGCACCUCUGAACGGCAUGGUAGGCGAGUUCUACAGCCCAGUGAAUCAGCCUUUUAGUUUCGGUUUCCCCGAAAUGAUGCAGGGUCCUGGGGGGCCCGUCAUGAACACCAUGCCGUCGCCAGAAGGUGCUAAGGCAUUCACUGACGGCCUGAGCUUCAGCACUUUGCCGUACCAGAAUCAGAUACAGCAUCUUCUAGUCGCUAACUAAAGAACAUCAUUGAGAACUUUAUUUUGAAACUAUCGGAUUACUUUGGUGGACCUCGGGUUAUCUCGGAAAUCAAAGGACUUGUCCUGGAUAUUUACGGAUAACUUCGAGAGACGUCGGGUUUCAUUUCGGAAAUUAAAGUGACUUGUUCAUCGCUUUGUAAACAUCAUUCCAUUGUUCCCAAACGACUGUAUCAGAGAAAAAGACGUUGAUUACUCUUUCUGUUUGCAAGUAGUUUGAGGAUUAAGCUUUUUUAAAGAAGUCCACGAUGAAGUACUUCUUAGAAUCAGCCAUUCGGCGCACGGUGGCCAUUAAUUGUUGUCACAGCAUAGAGGAAAUGCGUGCACAUACACCAACAGCAUUAGUAAUGAACAUCAUGAGACAGGCGUUUGGAUUCAUUUGUGUAGUUGUGGUAUCAAGAUAUUUUAUACCUAUAUAGAUACCAGCAGAUGAUAUGUUGUGAUAUUGUGAUUCUUGGCAGACGAUUUAUAUAACUGCUUCGAUGAGAAGCUGGUGAAAAGUAUAUCCAUGGCUUCUAAUCGUAGUCGUGCUUCUCCUGUUAAGAAUGAACCUUUUCAAGGGCAUUAAUUUAGGAUCAUUUACCCGGGUGCAAAAUAUAAGAUAUGGCGUAUUUUUACUCAACUUAUCAAUGUCAAUGGAAGUCACCGCUGGAUCCUCUAUUCGAAUACACCAAGUAUAUAACAUGCAUGUACAUUUAAAGUCAGAAUUUAACAUGAAUGUGUAGUCAUUUGCUGAAGACCAGAUUCCCCCCAGGCGGUUCCAAUAUUAUGCCUUCCAGUGACAUUUUGGAGUUGAGAUUGAUUGAUUUUGCUGGAAUACGGUUACUAUUAUUUUGUCCUGGUUCUGUUAAUCAAGGAAAUCAAGAUACUCGGUUGCUCUGAACGAGAUUGAUUUCAACCAUUUUCUAACGACUUCCGCUGGCACACCUUGUUCGACUUAUGUUAAAAUAUUUCAUUGGUAGAGUGGGCGGUGCCUCUUAUAUACAUGAUUUCAAGAAACUCUGGCAGUCAAAACUUGCUUUUAGUAUUUUGGAAGCUCUGAACAUCAAACACAGCAUGACCUAAUUUCAAAGUUGGCCUCCUUCGGCGUUACAUUACUUCUCGUAUCGAUGAUGGCACCUCUGUCGGUGGAAUCAAAAGGAAGCUUUUUUUUUUGCUUCCCGAGUAGUAAGGCAUUCUAAAGAAUUCAUUGGUGUUUAAUUAAGUUGUGUUCAUAGCAUCUCAAAUGAUUCUUAUGGUAAUCAGUUCAUUUAAUAGCCUAAAAGAGGAGUUGCAUGUCAUAGCCAAAUGUGAUCAUAAUUGGUCACUUCGAGAUUUCAAAAUGGCUUCGAAAAUGGCAGUCUAAAGGGCGUCACAUGCUCCACUUUUUGGCAAAUAUAAGUAGAUUACACAUUCUGGCCACUGCUGAAUAGCAUAUGAAGAUGUCAACACACGGUACAUUUCAACUGAAGCUUCAACUUACCACGUCACAAAAGGUUGUACAUAGCAUUUUUAAUGGAUUAUCUCCGAGAUGAAAAUCCGAAUAGGGGGUCGAUGUUUCAUCUAGAAGUGUCAAAUAUUAAGCAUUGUGGUCGACUUUUUAAUUAAAUAGCAUAUCAUGGAAGGGACAGCGUAAGCUAUGACAUAUAGAAACUAUCGUCUGGUCACCUUUUUGAUUUGUUGGUUGACAGAAAUGUGUACAGUAAAUAUCAGACAUUAUUUUUUGAAGAAGACUAUUUCUUAAUGAGGUACAUGAACACUGCGGAUGGACAUAUGCGAGAGUAGAGCACCAACACUUUGUUUGAUAACCCCACUCACGUACUGUGGUCAAAAUACCGGAGUGGUCACAAGGUCAAUUAAGAAUCCAACUAGCAACUCCGCUAUCUGAGCAAAUUUGUUCCCACCACUACCAAAAUUCGAAAUUUUCAAUUCAAAAAAAUAUUACUGUUGCUUCAAACUUGGGUCUUCUCAGGCGUCUGAGAUCCGACAAAUCGUAGAGGUGGCCUGUGUAAUAUAUAACACACUAACUGUUUCAUUUUACUAUAUGCAUCAGUUAUAUCCAUAUCACAUAUGACAUUGUCGGAAACCUGUGUUACUUAACGGGAUUAUGUAUUGAUUUUAUUUUGCCAGCUUCUGAGGUAAUUGUUGCAAAGGUCAAGCUUUAAAGUCGUAAGGAAAUGGCGAAUGCUGGUAACAGGAAACAAAGUAACCUUUAGCUAAGCGCAUUGAAAUGAAAAUGUGUAAGAAAUAUUUUGCUCAGCAAAUAACGAAAAGCACUGUAAUACUAGAUCAAUUCUGCUUGGCAAUAUAGCGAAAACGUCAAUUCUGCUCAGCAAAUAGCGAAAUGCUUUUAAGUACAAUAUCAAUUCUGCUCGGCUGAUAGCGAACUGCAUUGAAAUAACAAAUCAUUACAGCUUGGCAAAUAGCAAAUGCACUGAAAUGAAAGAUCAUCUAGGCUUGGCAAAUAGCAAAAUGCACGGAAAUACAAGGUCAUUUCGGUGUGGCAAACAGAAAAUACGUUACCUGUGAUUUGAUACAAGGCCAUUUCUGCUUGGUAAUUUCUGCUUGGUAAAUAUCAAAAUGAAUUUAAAAUUGAAGAUCAUUUUCCUCGGACACGAUAUUAUGCUUCAUUAUUCUAAGAGAUCAGACAACAAUAAACCUCCAAUUUUAAGAACGUGACAAGGCAAUGAUCAUCUCAGAAGACGACAGUUUGUGAAGACAAAGUUGUCCAAUGGACAACCACUUGGAUAAAUAGGUUUUCAUAUCUUUACUUCUGACUGCAGCAUUUUACACUUUCAUUGGUUGCUUUUAGUAAUUUAUCUACUUAGUUUCCUUUUCACCAUUUGUUUUUACUGUUUGGUCUCAGUGGUGUUUAGCAAAAUUACAUAGACUACCAACUUGAGAUAUACCAUUUGUCUUGGCCAAAUGCGUUAGAAAAAGCUUUUGGGUAUUGAAAUCAGCUUGACACAGAUUUCUGUUGCUGAAGGUGGAGGGGCGAGUCUAAGAAAAUGUCAGCAUUUGCUGUGUGACGAAUCAUUUAAUAAUGGACCUAUAGUGUAAAGAAGGCAGUGCUAUCAUGAUUUACUCGCAGACAUUGUGAAUUUUUUUUGAAGGAAGCUUUGGACUGUUGGGAACAAUGUGAUAUAGUAGGGGACAUCUGAGUUGAAACUGAAAACGAAAAAUGGCCACAAGAAGCUGUUUUUUUUCUUUAAUCGUGGAACGAUCAGGCUACUGAUAAAAUAAGGGGUAUGGGUGAUUUUAUUUCCCUCGAAUAGUACGUGAAAACUAUGUCAAACGCCUUUUUAGAGCAUGGCAGUUUUGAUCGGUGAUGUUUCGGAAUGUUUGCGAUAGCUGUGUCGGAUAGGACGUCAUUUGGAAGGCUGCACGUGAAAGAGUUGCUGGUUCAACCAUACAUGAAGAUUGCCUUUAACCACACGACGGUAUAGAAUUAAAAUGAUAAGAUGGACAGUACUGAGAGAUAAAACAAUUUGGAACUCGUUGGCUGUGUAUAAAGCAGCAAUAGAAUAUUUUUUUCUUUUUUCAUUGACUGUGACGAAGGUACAAACCGUCGAAUCAUAAAGAGUAACGCCUUCGAGAAAGGAAUGGGUAAAGUGUGAUGGCUGCGAUGGCUGUGAAGGUCGAACGAUAUGAAAGUGUAGAAUGCCCUUAGACAGUGGUUUAUUUUUCGUAUUGGGUCUGUAAUUUAGUUUCUCUUCAUAGAGGGAGUUGUGUAUAAUAAGAGUUGAUAUAUAUAUAUUCGUAUUCUUUCUAUAACUCAUGACUUUUGGGUAUUGCGGUCUUUGUAUCUUUUCUACUUCCCCCCAAGUGUCGAGUUACUUUUUUAUUCUAAGAGGUUGAUGUGUGUUGCUUACCACGCUAAUGUGGGCUGCUUAUCACAUGUAGGGCUGUAUAGUUUUCUGACAACUAAUUGUUUGUAAUUAAAUUUUCCUACGAUAAAAAUCCACAUUAAUUUUUUAUGACUUUGUGCAAUAGUUGGUUGAUCGCCAGAGUAUUAUAUUUACCAAGAUGAAUAUGUCCAUAGGUGUUGACACUCGUCAUGAUGAUCCUUUAUAUUGUUACACAUUUUUAAGUUUGUAAUAAAAAAUAUCAGAGAAAAAGAUUA